AUCAUUUUUUCAUUUGUCAUUUUAUGGCCAACAACACUUUCUCAAAAUUACUACGUUCCAAUUCAAGAAAAUGAGUUGGCUUACGAAUUUCAUUACAGUAUCAAUGAUUUGCUCUCAGGCGUUGUAACACAUCGCUGGGAAUCGAAGUACGGUGAUUACGUAAAAGGAUCGUACAGUUUUCUAGAGCCUAAUGGUAUGAUAAGAAAUGUGAACUACGAAGUCGAUGGAAAACGUGGUUACAGAGCAAUAACGAAAUUUUUGAAACCACAACAAAGUAAAUAUAUUAUAAUAAUGUAUUUAUAGGUACAUUUUUCUAAACAAUAUAACCUAUACAAACAAGUCAAACAAGUUAUAUCUUUAACUUAAGUAUAGGUACAUGUACCAUUGGCCCAAGCAAUUUUCCUCCAAAAAUGAGAUACCUACCAUUUUCCUUCAAUAAAGAAUGGAGCAUAAAAAUAAUGUAUAUGUACACCUAAUACUAAUAAAAUAAAUGACAAAAGAAACAGAAAGACCUGACAAAUAAAAAAUAAAAUAUUACAAUAUUACUUAAA
Messenger RNA from Acyrthosiphon pisum (pea aphid), 551 nucleotides. RefSeq names its product cuticle protein 19-like. The transcript has 2 exons. Lineage: Eukaryota; Metazoa; Arthropoda; Insecta; Hemiptera; Aphididae. The annotation marks the transcript as partial. Gene Ontology annotation, cellular component: extracellular matrix. The record is from RefSeq and is a predicted model, not a curated record.